GAUUGUCUUCCACCAACAACUGGGGGCAUGUUUUCUCGAUUGAGAAAUGUCUGUAGAUUUGCCUCUACAUGUCAGCGAUUAUUUCACCCCUCUUCAAAGCGCUUUAGGGUGAAUUUCGCAACGAAGGCUCACCCUAAAAACCUUGUGCCUACCGCGCUAAGCGUUCGAGAAACAAAAAGUGAUGGGACUUUACAUGUAACAUGGAACGACAACAGAGUAAACCGUUAUCCGUUUGUCUUCCUUCGCGACAUCUGUCGAUGCCCUGAAUGCUUCCACGAGUCUUCUUCGCAACGAAGCUUUGAUACAGUGGGCCAGUUGAGGAUGAACAUUCAACCAAAACGAGUCGAAGUUUUGCAAAGCGGUAAACAAAUUGCUGUCACUUGGCCAGAUGAACAUGUCAGUGUGUUUGAUUCUGAGUGGCUUCACUCCCGGCGCUUAGCUGAGAAGCCGCAGGAAGAUGAAGCUAAAGAGGACCCGACACUAAACAAAGAAGGUGUAAUUUUUUGGAACGCUGAAAAGCUUCAAGGCAAGAUACCUCGUUAUGACUUUCAAGAGGUGAUAGAAGAUGACUACAAACUGUAUGAAUGGCUGUAUUCACUUCAUAGCUUGGGCAUUACACUUCUAACAAACACGCCUCUGCAGAGUGGUGAAUGCUUGAAAUUGAGCAGUAGAGUUGGAUUUUUAAAAACUACCCAUUACGGCCACAGCGUCAGCGUACGGGCCAGGCUUGACCCUAGCAACGUGGCUUUUACCACAGACGACCUUCCUCUUCACAGUGACUUUCCUUAUUUGGAUUAUCAGCCCGGGGUAACAAUUCUUCACUGUAUCGAGCAAGUGUCGGGCAAAGGUGGCGCCAAUCAGUUUGCUGACGGAUUUCACGCUGCAAAGCAGUUGAAAGAAAGUGACCCAGAGUCUUUCAAGCUGUUGUCUACCACUCCAAUUCAAUUCAGUAUCCGUGGCAAGGACGUGUUUGGUGAAUUUCACACAAAAUCUUCUCAUGCCACAAUAGAGUUGGACAAUAAUGGUAAAUUGAGCCAACUCAGCUUUUGUGAUGCUGUGCGCGACCCCUUCUUAUAUCUACCCCCGGAGAAAACCGUGGAAUUGUACGAAGCAUACCUCAAGUAUGGAAGAAUUCUCAGAGGUCCAGCCAAUCAAAUAGAAUAUAAAAUGGUGCCUGGUGAUUUGAUAUCGUUAAACAACAACCGCGUGUUUCAUGGUAGAUCCGCCUUCCGACUCACUGAGUCUUCAAGCCGCCUUCUUGAUUUUCUUUGUAUGGACUGGGACACAGUUAACUCAAAGCUGCGAGUUCUUGCUAGACACUUUAACAUACCAUUUGGAUUGUAAAAAAAAACAAACAAACAAGCAAAAUUAAAUCUAGCAAGAUGUAGUUAGUUGAUCUAAAAUUGUAAAGGAGAGUUCCUUUUUUCUUUGGUAAGAGGUACUUCUUGCAGGCUUAUAAAGGUUACGUCAUCAUGUUUGCAAUUUCAAAAGUUAUUCUAACCUAACGCUGCUCUUAACAUUGCCUAUCUUUGCAAUUUCUACGACACUUGUCACAUUUUUAGUUCAUGAGUUGGCUCAUCAAUUGGUAGUAACUGAAUUUGGUGCAAAGUAAAUGCACAUUGUCCAUAAGGUUCAAAAUUUACUAAAAUGUCUUUUUAAAACAUAGAGCUUCGAAAAUCAAAGAAAAUACUCAUUAGUAAAUGUUCAAAUACAUUUUACUUCGAACUAACACAAUCUUUCAGGAAACAUAGGAGGAAAGAAAUAAUUCAUGUUAUCUUAAACUGAAAAAGUAGAGACUCUGCUCCCAGCUGCAUCCUGCGCAAUAUAUAUGCGUUAUUCACCCAGAAUGAGGUCAAGAUGGCUGGAUGUCAGCUGAGUUCUUUUUACAUUUUUAUGGACUGAGAUGAAGUCAAGGUUUGUAAGAACAGAAAAAAAGAUCGAGGCUAAUAUCCAAUGAUCUUGACGGAAAAAGCUUGGUCAAUGAGGGAUUUAUUACAUAGCAAAAGGAUUUUGCUUUAUUAAGAAUCCAGAAUGACUUGUUUAUUCCGAGAGAUGGGAAGAAAGCAAACUGUUUUAGUAGCACAAUAAACCCACCAGAAUCGUU
Pocillopora damicornis (cauliflower coral) is the source of this 2104-nucleotide messenger RNA. Its product is annotated as gamma-butyrobetaine dioxygenase. The record is from RefSeq and is a predicted model, not a curated record. Gene Ontology annotation, cellular component: mitochondrion. Gene Ontology annotation, molecular function: oxidoreductase activity. Gene Ontology annotation, biological process: carnitine biosynthetic process. NCBI's taxonomy places the organism in Eukaryota, Metazoa, Cnidaria, Anthozoa, Scleractinia, Pocilloporidae.